AUGACUGAAGAGACUCAAUCCAAACGAUUCGCUCCCAAGGUGCCAGUUAAACUGGAUCCACCUAAGGAUGACCUGAUCUCUCAGGAGGAAUUGGCCAAGUGUGAUGGUACUGAUCCUACUCGUCCGACCUUGGUCGCUAUCAAGGGUGUUGUCUUUGAUGUGAGCCGGAAUGCUGCAUAUGGUGCCUCUGGUCAAUAUCGCGUUUUCGUCGGCAAGGAUUCUUCUCGUGCGCUCGCUUGUUCUUCUCUUAAACCGGAGGACUGUGUACCUGAGUGGUAUGAUUUGGAUGAUAAGGAGAAGACUACCUUGGUGGAGUGGUUCACCUUUUUCAGCAAGCGGUAUAACAUUGUUGGAAAGGUCGAAGGAGCUAAGAACACUUAA
Penicillium malachiteum is the source of this 381-nucleotide messenger RNA. RefSeq names its product putative progesterone binding protein. NCBI's taxonomy places the organism in Eukaryota, Fungi, Ascomycota, Eurotiomycetes, Eurotiales, Aspergillaceae. The coding region runs from base 1 to 381 and encodes 126 amino acids. Gene Ontology annotation, cellular component: endomembrane system; membrane. The record is from RefSeq and is a predicted model, not a curated record. The transcript is spliced from 3 exons.